This is a messenger RNA of Teleopsis dalmanni, 1063 nucleotides long. RefSeq lists its product as uncharacterized. The record is from RefSeq and is a predicted model, not a curated record. The coding region runs from base 362 to 889 and encodes 175 amino acids. NCBI's taxonomy places the organism in Eukaryota, Metazoa, Arthropoda, Insecta, Diptera, Diopsidae. The transcript is spliced from 2 exons.
UCUUAUGUUUGUAUCAAACGAACCUAAAGGUGGUGAAGUUGAAAAUAAUCAUGGGAUUUAAAAUGGAAUUUGUGUCAUUUUUGAGAGUAUAUGUGUUAAUUUGUGUCCUUAUCAAUUAAAUAUCCAUACCGUAUAAGACCUUUUCUGCUCUAUACCUUCAAGCAGAACUUGCAUCAUGCAUGAAAGUGAAAACGAAAUUUAAAUUAAAUAAAAGUUGAAGUAAGAUUUUGAUUUCAGUUUUUAUGUCAUUCGGUUGUUUAUGGGCGUAUAUAUGUGUUCAUAUAAGCAAAUACAGAGUUUGAUAUUGAGGCCUGUGAUUUUAGUAUAAAUAUUUUUCCUUUAGUUCUAAGUAAAAAUAUAUAUGGAAACCAUGGAUGAUAUCAACUUUGUUGUGUUGAAGAUAAAUGGUGUGUGCGUAAAUAAUUUAACACACGAUGAAACUUCUAAAAUGUUCCUUAAUACUGAUGGCGACAAAUCCGUUUGUAUUGAAGUUCGCCAAAGAUGUGGUACACCAUUUGAGAAACUCUACAAUAAGAGUCAGAAACCUGAAAAUAUUUUUAAGGACGUAAGAGAUCUGGAAAUAAAUGCACCACAGAAAUUUGAUGAGAUUAAAGAUAAUAUAAAUGUUUCUGACGUAACUCAAAUGCACAAUGAAAAUAGUUUUUCCGUACUUAAUAACAUUAUAUUAACAUUGAAGCCAUUGAGUUUAAAUUUGGAUAUAAAAUCAGAUUCAAUUACUUACGUUUCAAAAUAUACUCAAACGGAAGAAAGCAAAUCCUUACCGGAUAUAAAUAUACAAGAUCAAAAACAAUCUAUUAUAGAACAGUGUAUGGCACCAGAAAUUUACAUUGAGGUAUGUAUCUACUAUGUAGAAAUAUAUGUAUAUUAAUCUCAGAGAUUAUAUAAAUGGCGUUUCCAAAUAAUGGAAAAAUGCAGUAAGAGACUAUGCUUAAACACACACUCCAUAUUAAGAGUUCCAAAAUAAACAUCACCAAUAUUAUAAGAAUACAGUAUAAACAAUUUUUUUUUUGUGUUGUUGCCUCAGAUAUCGAAUAUCAAUAAA